Molecule: messenger RNA, 1898 nt
Organism: Gigantopelta aegis
Lineage: Eukaryota; Metazoa; Mollusca; Gastropoda; Neomphalida; Peltospiridae
Product: caspase-3-like
Exons: 1
Coding region: 448-1596 (382 amino acids)
Biological process (GO): proteolysis
Molecular function (GO): cysteine-type endopeptidase activity
Source: RefSeq, a predicted model, not a curated record
UUGUUGUUCUGCAGUUGAUUCAGUGUGUUUAGUGAAAAAAAGAACCAAAAAAUCCUAAAGAAAAGGUUAUUUAAAAACCUAAUACAAGAUUAGAAGUUAUAAAAUACAUUAAGGGGCAUUAGGUGAAGUAGAUAUGUGCCUUCAUGGAGAACUAUACAGGAAAAUGUCAGUGUGCCUUCAUAUUGAUUGACGGUGUUGUGUUAUGAUGUCAAAACGUCAAGUUAGGGCGAGAUAUCGCUCACGCACCCCAUUUGUCUGCACAUUUUAACUUACUGCUGUUCUGAAAAUGAUGAUGUCGAUAUUCGCCACAAUCCUACCAACCUGUUGACUAAAUCCAUAUUUAUCACUUAGGCCUACCAGGAUAUCCAUUCUAAAUUUAUUGGAACUGUGAACUAUUACAUUUUGUCGGAUUGUCAAGCCUGACCAGUAAUUAACCGUCUCUAAAUUAUGGAUCCGGCGAUGAUUAAUAAUUUGCCGCUACAAAUAGGAAGUGAUUCCGUGGACGUAAGUGGACUGGCAAAACAAUUAGACCAGAUAAAAGUUCAUGAACUGAAUGAAAUAAGUAAGGAUAGUGUUAGAGCGGGCAGUGUUCAGGGGGAGUACGGUGAUAUAAUAAUCAUAAUCAGGGACAAUAUUCGGUGGCAGAUUCUUGAAACUGUCAACUGCUUCAAGUGUUGUGUACUUUCUCUGAAUAACGGAAGUUAUGUUUGUCUUUUAUCAUAUAACAACACCAGUUUCGUGGUACGCUUCUCUAACCUCAAAGACUUGAUCAAUAUAUUUGAAAAAGUCGCCUACCCGCAUCUCCCUCUCGCUAAAAAUCACCCUUUAAUAAUUUCAAACUGUUCAAGUAAAGUACCCAUUUACACGAUGACCCGAUUUCCUAGAGGCAUUGCAAUGAUCAUCAACAAUGUCGUUUAUAAUGCGCCUGGUUUAGAAAAACGGGAAGGCUCUGGGGUCGAUGUGAAAAAUCUAAAGGACAUGUUUCGAAUUUCGGGCUACAUGACAGUCGUGCAGUUUAAUGAUUUAACUGACAGUGAAAUGAUGAUAGAAGUAAAGAAAAUGGCGGCGGGAGAUCAUCGGGAAUACGACUGCUUCAUUUGCUGUAUCCUGGCGCACGGUGGGCGUGGUACCGUCAAGGGCGUCAAUGGAAAGGACGUACAAUUACAAACGAUUUUCAGCCAGUUUCGAGGACCAAACUGUCCAUCCCUUGUUGGAAAACCCAAACUGUUUUUCAUUCAGGCGUGUCAAGGGUCACAGGAACAGCGCAAUGUCGUAGCACCGCGCUACCAGUCUGACGUCAUCCGUGAUGAAACGCCCGUUCAUAUGGCGGCAGAAGGCGAGGAUUUUUUUAUUGCAUGCUCGACUGAACCUGGAUUCGUGUCGUAUCGACAUCCGGAAAAAGGUUCCGUCUUCAUUACGUCUCUGUCCAAGAACGUCCUAGAACUAUGUGACCACAGUUUGAGUGACAUAAUGCACACGGUCUGUAGUGACAUCGCCAAAGCCAACGAGGACAGUGAAAGGAAACAAGUUCCGUGGUACUCGUCGACCUUAACAAAAACGUGUGUAUUACGUCCAUUGUACGUCAACAGCACUUAACAAUGAUGUAAUGACUCUUGAGGAUAUCGCUCCCUGGGGUAAAUACAAUUUAGGGUUUCCAUCGAUUCGUACACUAACCAGGUCCUUCUCAACCUUGCAGCUGUGUAUGUAUAAAGUAUUUAUAAUUCAGUAUCCCCACUAAAAAUCAUACCACUAUCACAUUCCUGACCAUCACCUUCUGUCUAACUUUUUCGAUCUUGUUUUGUCAGUUUUCUUCAACUCUUCCGAGCUGUCAUAGCUCAUGUGCCCUCCAGCAUUCAAUCUAAUUAAAAUUAGCUCCACAAUUACAUGUGGAUCUAAAG